GUGCAGAAUAUGGCAAAUAACAAAAUAUAUUCCUGUAUGUAUAGAAUUGGAAUAGAGCCUCCAGGUCCUGGCCAUAUUUGUGUCUGGAGAAAUGAUUCCACAUGGAAUAUAGAAAUGACCUAUCAAUCCAAAUAUGUAAACGAUUACGAAACAAUAAUUUUUACUCUUAGAGUGACUGGCGGUGAAAGGAACUCUUCAGUAAUUGUAUCACUCGAAGAGUCGGCUUACGUCUCCGCUUUCACUAAUUUUUUCGAUAUUCCAAACGAGAACAUCAAUGAGAUUGAAAUAGAAUUCAAUGGCACUAAAAAACCUUUUGACAUGACCAAAGUUGUCAUGACAAAGAUGCUUACGGGAGAAGAAUAUGGUUGUGUUGACAUACAUUGGACAAAUUCAAUGAAAUGUUCUUGUAAAGUUAAAAAAGGCAAGAAAUGGCUGUUGAAAGUUAUUUCUCCUGAGGUACAUGAACGAACGUUCUCCGUAGAAUUAAUCCAAGACACGUUAUCAUCUUUCACUAAUCAUUUGACAUGGAAGAAUUUCGGUAUGUAUGGAGAUGAGUUCAUCAAAUAUUUUAACCUGAAGACCUAUGAAGACAAAGAAAUCACAAGCAUAAAUCUCCAUUUUAAGAAUGAAUCUCUGAAAAUCAAUGAAAUAAGUAUGAUCAGCAAUUACACAGAGUAUAAAUUCAAUAGAAACGAAGACAGCAGCACUCACAAUUCCUCGGUGGCAGGAUUCUCUCGAAUAACAAAAGAGAUAAUUAAUUCUAAUGAAACAAUUCUCGUCCUGAAAAUAGAUACCUGAUCCUCAGUCGAAACGCAAGUAAAAGUUCUAUAUCAGUAUGCAAUGUCCCUGCUGAAGAUAAUAAGUGUUGCUCCAUGCAAGACACCAAUUCAAGUUAUAUCCACAAACCUGGACAAGAAUUCUGCUUCCAAAAGCAAAACUACGAAGAUUGUUAUGAACACAUAGAUUCAAAACCAUUAAUCACAGCAUCUGGAGAAGAUAGUAGUGUUUCUUAUGUCAUGCAAUGGAU
Messenger RNA from Octopus sinensis (East Asian common octopus), 1027 nucleotides. RefSeq lists its product as uncharacterized. The coding region runs from base 10 to 798 and encodes 262 amino acids. The transcript has 7 exons. The record is from RefSeq and is a predicted model, not a curated record. NCBI's taxonomy places the organism in Eukaryota, Metazoa, Mollusca, Cephalopoda, Octopoda, Octopodidae.